Molecule: messenger RNA, 1631 nt
Organism: Medicago truncatula (barrel medic)
Lineage: Eukaryota; Viridiplantae; Streptophyta; Magnoliopsida; Fabales; Fabaceae
Product: pseudouridine kinase
Exons: 9
Coding region: 157-1350 (397 amino acids)
Cellular component (GO): cytoplasm
Molecular function (GO): hydrolase activity, acting on glycosyl bonds; pseudouridylate synthase activity; kinase activity
Source: RefSeq, a predicted model, not a curated record
UUUUUUUAAACAUAGUAAAUUUUGGGAUGGACAUUUAUCUCCUCACUAAAAUUUCUGGUGCCACCAUCCUACCCUUCUCCUCUCCUCUUUUCAUCUUCACCUAUCCUAUAUCACCACUUUUAAAGCAUUUUUUUUUUUUUGUCAGAUUUCAAAGUCAUGCUAAGUGGUAGGCAAUUGGAUCAUGAGGAUGCAGAGGCUGUGAUAAUUGGGGGUAUGGUGUUGGAUAUUCAUGCCACACCUUCAAUCCGUGCAAAUCCCGGAACUACUACCCCCGGCAAGGUUUAUUAUGUGCAAGGUGGUGUUGCAAGGAAUGUAGCAGAAUGCAUGUCAAAGCUAGGAGCAAAGCCAUACAUGAUCAGUGCGCUUGGGUUUGACAUGGCUGGAAAUCUACUGUUGGAACAUUGGAAAACCGCUGGCCUAUCAACAGAAGGUAUUUUGAAGAAUAAAGAUAUUGAGACUCCAGUCGUAUGCAAUAUAUUUGAUGUUAAUGGCGAGGUAGCUGCUGGUGUUGCAAGCGUGGAAGCUCUUGAAAAAUAUUUGACACCUGACUGGAUUUUAUGCUUCAAGAGCACUUUACUUUAUGCUCCAGUGUUGAUGGUCGAUGCAAAUCUGAGUGGUCCUUCCCUUGAAGCUUCUUGUAAAAUGGCGGCUGACACAGGGUGCCCUGUCUGGUUUGAGCCGGUGUCGGUUACUAAAUCCCAAAGAAUCAGAUCUGUUGCCAAGUAUGUAACUUUUGCUUCUCCAAAUGAAGAUGAACUUAUUGCAAUGGCAAAUGCAUUAUCUGGCAGUAAUGAGUUCCGCCCACUUAAAGAAGACCAUAAAAAAGAUAACCUAUCACCAGGAUCUUUGUUUCAAAUACUGAAACCAGCUGUGUUGGUUUUAUUAGGAAAAGGCAUUAAAGUGGUCCUAGUGACCUUAGGCUCAAAUGGAGUGUUUUUAUGCAGCAAAGGAGGGCCAAGUUGCUAUAAAUUUCCUGUAGCGAAAACAAACCGGACUGGUUUUGGUGGACAACUAUACAAGUCUGUUAUGCAAAAUUGUCCACCUAAUUGUUAUUCUGGUUUUUCAGAACUUGAUAUAAGUAAUCGUCUCUUUGCUGUGCAUUUGCCGUCACUCCCUGCUUCAGUUGUGAGGCUUACUGGGGCAGGUGAUUGCUUAGUUGGUGGAACACUCACAUCGAUUUGUGCAGGAUUAGAUAUUAUGCAAAGUGUGUCCGUUGGCAUUGCAGUGGCUAAAGCUGCUGUUGAGGUGGAAACAAAUGUUCCUUCUGCUUUCAGUUUAGCUUCCAUUGCAGAUGAUGCCAGGUCUGUAUUUUGUCAUGCCAAAGUGCUCCUUCAACAAUCAAUGAUGUAGGUUGUGAAUGAGGAUCACAUUAAUUAACAGCCUCCUUUGACCUUUGGGGCCUACAAAAUGUACAUGGCCUUAAGUUUUCAUGCCUUAGAAGUUGGAAGAAAUAACUGAUUUGCAAUCCACGUAGUUGGACACACUGACAUGUUUUACUAGAUCAUUUCACCAACUUUUUGUUUUGCAAGAGUAGCCACAUCUUGUUCUCGCUCUCAAGAUUUUUCGUUAUAUUCCAAAGCCUUGUACGCUGCAACCAUCAUUGAUAAGGAAAUUAUUGAUUUUGUUGAUGA